Schistocerca gregaria is the source of this 3062-nucleotide messenger RNA. RefSeq lists its product as uncharacterized. NCBI's taxonomy places the organism in Eukaryota, Metazoa, Arthropoda, Insecta, Orthoptera, Acrididae. The transcript is spliced from 7 exons. Gene Ontology annotation, molecular function: phosphatidylinositol bisphosphate binding. Gene Ontology annotation, cellular component: membrane. Bases 98 to 1024 code for a protein of 308 amino acids. The record is from RefSeq and is a predicted model, not a curated record.
UGUGAGUCCACGACCACUCCUCGACGCUCAUACCGCCUUCUGACAGCAAUCAGAACGCAACGACGCUCAUACGAGGAACACUGUCAGAAUACCGGCAAUGAGUGACAGCUACAGCUUCGUCUCUCCGACGCAUGAGCAGAUGGAAAUCAUCAGACAGCAACUGGGGACAGACGAAGAAGACAUCAAGAGGACCAUCGCGUCUCUGAGAGCCUGGCUCAAGACGCAACCGCAUCUGCCCGAGGAGAUAGACGAUGCCCAAAUCGAAAGGAUGUACAUUCAGUGCAAGUGCAGCACAGAGAGGGUUAAGAAAGGGCUCGACGCCUACUUCUCGUUGAGGACCAGGUAUCCAGAGAUGAUGAACCGAGACCCUACGGGACAAGAUGUGGUGCGCACCAUGGAACACAUGAAGGUGGUGUUGAUGCCUCGCCUCACCAAGGAGCUGUACCGUGUGCACGUCUACUCACACAUCGACCCAGACCCUCAGUGGGUCCUGUGGAUAGAUUACGCAAAAGUCGCCUCCAUAUGCUUCGAUAUGAUGUUAUUUGAUGACUACUCGCUCGGAGACGUUCUCAUCAUUGACUUGAAGAACGUGACUAUCGCACACCUGCUCCGCACCGAUAUCAAUGUCAUACGAGCUAUGGAAUUCGCCCAUAAGACUGCUUUCUGCCGGGGACUGAAAGGAAUCCAUUUGUUGAACGCUGAUAAAGUGACUGAUUUCGCAAUGAAAAUCGUGAAGUUAGGGCUUUCCGAGAAGUUGCAGCAGAGGGUACACGUCCAUCUGCCAGGAUCAACGACGCUGUUUGACCACGUGUCUAAAGAGUACCUGCCCGAUGAACUAGGAGGCACUGCAGGUCCUACCGACAAACUUGCCGAUGACUUCAUCAGGAGGGCGGAGAAGAAGCGAGGCUGGUUCUUGGAGCAGCACCGCUACACCUCGGACGAGAGCAAGAGGCCCCCAGACAACCACUACGCCGACGACUUGUUUGGAGUGGCGGGAUCCUUCAAGAAGCUCUCAGUAGACUGACGCCGUUACAGUUAAUUUAGUAGACUCUGUUUCUUGGUGACAGAAAAUUGUGAUGUACAAGGAGAAACCGAUCCCCAUCAGCAAAAUUUCAGAGUUUGUUUUUUAUAUUUUCCGAAUAAUUUACUGUAAUGAACUCAUGAUCUCCCUUGAUUCGUUUAAUUGUAUUUCCUUUGAUGCUUUCUAGCUGUUUUGGUCUUUAGUUUGAAGGCUGGUUUGAUACAGCUCUCCACACUACUGUAUAUUGUGUAAACCUCUCCACCUUUCCAUACUUACAGCAACCUAUGUCCAUUUCAACACUUCCUUCAAUUAUAAAAUCGACGAUCCCUGGAUACCUCGGACUGUGUCAUUUCAACAGAGCUCUUAUUUUACUUUAAUUCUGCUGUUCGUUAAUUAUCCGUCCUACUCACCAAAUCUACAGCGUUCUUCUGUAACACCACGCUGCUGACACUUCUUUUCUCUUCUUGACCGAACAUUUAAACCUUCACAUUUGAAAUGCGUACAAGGCUAUACUCCAGACAAAUUCGUUCAGAAAAGACACCCUAGAAGGAGGAGGAGGACAUUAGGGUUUAACAUCCCGUCGACAACGAGGUCAUUAGAGACGGAGCGCAAGCUCGGGUGAGGGAAGGAUGGGGAAGGAAAUCGGCCGUGCCCUUUCAAAGGAAUCAUCCCGGCAUUUGCUUGAAGCGAUUUAGGGAAAUCAUGGAAAACCUAAAUCAGGAUGGCCGGAGGCGGGAUGGAACCGUCGUCCUCCCGAAUGCGAGUCCAGUGUGCUAACCACUGCGCCAUCUCGCUCGGUGAAAAGAGACAUCCUAAAGUGUAAAUUUAUAUUCAGUGUUAACAAAUUUAUCUUUUUCGUAAAUGCUUUAACUGAAACUGUCAGUCGGAAUUUUAUAUUCUCAGUACUUCGACCAUCGACAGCUAGUUUACCGCCAAAAAGCAAAACGCAUCUAUUGCUUUCAGUUUCGUUUUCUAAUAUAAUCCCCUAGGCAUCCCCUGACUUUAGUCCCUGAACAUUAAUUCCCGUUAGAACUAUCUCCAUGAUUAACUUUACUGCCUUAAUCUCCACACUGCAUUAUGUCUGUGAUAGGUUACAACCCUGUAUCACUCGCUCCUAAACUACCACUGUCUCUUCAUGGUGUUAGUCUCUUAUAACUGCAGUCUGGUUUCUGUAAAAGCUCUUCAUGUUUCGCUACCUGCAUUGUGUUCCAUCUGCCUUCACAAUUUCUUAGCCACACUAUCAAUUUUUUUCUCUAAAUAUAUGAACGCUACAAAAGUGCUUUGUCUCUAUGCAGUCUAUCUUCCAAGAUGAGUAGUAGGGUCAGUAGAGCAUCGCGUCUUCCUGUAUAUCUCCGGAACCCAAACGGAUCUUGCUCAACGUCGGCUUCUAGCACUUCUGCAAAUAACUCGCGUCAGUAUUUUGUAAGCAUGACUUAUCAAGCUGAUGGCUUCCAAAUAUUCGCAUCUGUGAGCACCUGCGUACUGUGGAAAAGGUAUUAUUACUGACAUCUUUAUUUCUCAUACCCCUGUCCUUUCUGCUUCGUAUCUGCACCGAACUGAAAAUAUCUGGCAAUUAGUAUAAAAAACGAAUCAACCAUAAUCACAGUAUCACUCUAUAAAUAGAUACCGGAGACCACGGUUCCCUUAUACAACAAUACUCUGAAAAUGUCCUUGAAAGAGCUCUGAAAUUUUGUUUGUGGAUCGUCUUCACCUGCGCGUGUCUUAUGCAUGUUCUUCUACACGGACACGGUCAACGAGAUCUUUACUACCUCAGUGAAUGGUCUAUGUAAACCUUUUCUUUGCGUCCGGUAUGAUUCUUGGACUAAACUGAAGAAACAAUAAUAUUGCCUUUUCUUUCCUCCGUCCCACGCAUUUUCUCCUUGUAUGCUAAUAUUGGUAGUCAUAGGUUCUAAACGAAAGAAAAUAGCCUUUGGAUAAGCUUUCUUAAGAGCUGCAGUAGUCAUUAUGUGUUAAUGUCUCUAAAUGUUCCUACUUUAUGUAGCUUAAUUGCGUUGAAGAUACAUUUCUAACAGUGAACGAA